UGUAGAUGUUUGGUUGGUGUGGUGUUCGUCAUUUUACCUAAGAUAUGAACAUACCCUGAUAGUUAAUGUAAAUAUGUUUUAUAAUUCACACUAUAACACAAAAUAGGGAGUUUGCAGUCGAGAGAAUAAGUCAUGUUAUACUUGAAGACUUGUGCCUUGAGAAUCUUUUCACCUUCCUCUCUACGAGCCUCCUCUCGUGCACUACCGGAAAACGUGGUAUCCAAUAUGGCCGCGCCCUUGUGAAGUGACUUGAGUCUCUCAGACAAACAUCAAAGAAACUGAGCACAGUUCGAUUUUCAUGACGAGAGAUGAGAUUUCUUCCUUUCAAAAAGAUUUACUCCUGUUUGCGAGGCCACCCCACAACAUGGGCCAAACAUGCGUUACAGCAGAGGAGAAUGAUGUCAUCAAAGUGUGCCAGUGAAUAUCGUAUAUGUCGAACUGCAAAUAUUAGAACUAUAGUGUGUGCACCAUUAUCAAGUACAUGUCACCUAUCAAAUCAUGACGUAUAUCAGCAGCAAGUUCGUUACUUCUCUGCAGACACUUACAACAAAUUCUUUUCACCUGAAGUGCCGCCUAUAGGGUUUGCACAGAGUGUAUUAGAGAGCAUCCACACUUGGUCCGGACUCCCCUGGUGGGCCAGUAUUGCAAUAACAACCUUCACCUUGCGAGCAUGUGUGACCUUGCCCUUGGCCGUCUAUUGUGCACGAGUUCGAGCCCGAGUGGAGAAGUUACAGCCGGAGAUGUUGGCGGUGUCGAAGCAGUUGAAGCAGGAAGUUGGUGUGGCCAUGUCGAUGUACAAGUGGGAUGAGGCGAAGGCGAGACGGGAAUAUCAGAAGAAUAUGAAGAGGUUGAUUCAUGACAUCUAUGUGCGUGAGAACUGCCACCCACUCAAGGGUCAUGUGGUGCAGAUCGUGCAGCUGCCGGUGUGGCUGUGCAUGUCCUUUGCGCUGCGCAAUAUGAGUGGAUCCGUGCCAGCCAUCGGCCUCGAGUCUCCCGUCCUGUGUCCCGAGCUGAUGACAGAGGGGAUGCUCUGGUUCCCAGACCUCACCGUGCCCGACCCCACCUUCAUACUACCUCUGUCUGUCGGCCUCAUCAACCUCAUCAUGUUGGAGAUGCAGUUUAAGAUACAGACCCCAACAAGGCUGCAGAAGGUGGCCAAAAAUGUUUGGCGCGGAACAACUGUGAUCCUGGUUCCUAUAGCAGCCAUAGUUCCUUGUAGUAUGUGUUUCUACUGGGCCUGUUCCAGCCUCUUCACCUUCGCACAGUUCCUCCUCCUCCGACAUGCGCGUGUCAGGUCCGUGCUAGGAAUGCCAAAGUGACUACCUGCUCCGACACUCACAUUUGGACCACGGGUCAGGCUUAUCAAUAGAUGACUCCAGUCCAAUGUCAAGGACUUGUGAUCCUGACCAGGGGAGGUAACUCCCAUCAUUACUUAUCACAGUCAUGUUGCCCACAUGGAAGAGAAGCAGUGUCUGGAUACAUGUUGACUUACAUGAGUGUAAGAACUAAAGACAAGAUGUCAAUUUACCAUUGAAAUUGGGUUCACCAAGAUCUUUAAGACUUUAAUAAUAAUAAUAAUAAUUGAUUUGUAAAGCGCCUAAUAUCCAUCGACAGUUGCUCACUGGCGCUGUGACAAAGUUAAAAAGUAAUGUCUAUGUACAUAUGCCAACAAUCAGGAGAUCUAUUGAAAAGCUGAAGUGAAGAAGUGGGUUUUGAGGAGAGACUUAAACGUUUCCUUAGAAGCAGAGUUUCUCAGAUUCAAAGGCAAAGAGUUCCAUAACUGUGGACUGCAAAAGGAGAAGGCACGGUCAGACAUAGCAGAAGUAGACAGAGGCUGAUACAGUAGAGUUCCACCAGAGGAUCGGAGAGCACGCUCUGGAGAGUACAGGGAUAUAAGACACUGGUACUCAAUCCAUUUUUUCAGAGCUUUAGCCAUUACAAAGACAUGUGUCAUGAUGGUAAGAUGUUGUGAGAGGUGUCGCCAUUACAGGUGUCGCCAUAGGAGGUGUCAUCAGGGAAGGUGUUUUGUUGUGUGAAGCUGUGUGUGUCUGAGUGUGAUGACGUAUGACUGUGAUAUUCUAUGUGAUGAAAUAAAGUUGUACUCACU
Messenger RNA from Haliotis rufescens (red abalone), 2107 nucleotides. Its product is annotated as cytochrome c oxidase assembly protein COX18, mitochondrial-like. NCBI's taxonomy places the organism in Eukaryota, Metazoa, Mollusca, Gastropoda, Lepetellida, Haliotidae. The transcript is spliced from 6 exons. The coding region runs from base 309 to 1319 and encodes 336 amino acids. Gene Ontology annotation, cellular component: mitochondrial inner membrane. The record is from RefSeq and is a predicted model, not a curated record. Gene Ontology annotation, molecular function: membrane insertase activity. Gene Ontology annotation, biological process: mitochondrial respiratory chain complex IV assembly; protein insertion into mitochondrial inner membrane from matrix.